This is a messenger RNA of Amphibalanus amphitrite, 718 nucleotides long. RefSeq names its product flexible cuticle protein 12-like. The record is from RefSeq and is a predicted model, not a curated record. Gene Ontology annotation, cellular component: chitin-based extracellular matrix. The transcript has 3 exons. NCBI's taxonomy places the organism in Eukaryota, Metazoa, Arthropoda, Thecostraca, Balanomorpha, Balanidae. Bases 81 to 551 code for a protein of 156 amino acids. Gene Ontology annotation, molecular function: structural constituent of chitin-based larval cuticle.
GACGGCGGCAGGUCGGUAUAUAAGCUGCCUGCAGCCGUCCAGUGGUCAUCCGAUCCCAAAGGUUCCACCAGAUCACAGCCAUGCAGAUGUUCGUUGCUCUCCUGCUGGUGGCGGCUGCCUCGGCGGCUCCUCAGUUCGACCCUCAGUUCACCAGUCCCAUCCAGCCCUUCCAGCCGGAAGUCCGCAUUCUCAGCCAGAAGUUUGAGCAGGAUCAGAUUGGAAACUACGAGUACGGAUACCAGCAGGACAACGGACAGCAGGUACAGGAAGUUGGCCGCGUCGCCCCGGGCUCCCAGCCAGAGACCGGAACCCUGGAGCAGCAGGGCAGCUUCGAGUUCGUCGGUGACGACGGCAACACCUACCGGGUGGACUACACCGCCAACGAGGGUGGCUUCCAGCCGCAGGCCCCUCACCUGCCAGUGGCGCCGGCUCAGAUUCCCGAGUACGCCCAGCUGAGGCAGGAGCACCCGGAGCUGUUCUGGGCUGAGAACCAAAGCCAGGGUACCAUCAUCAACGACCAGCAGUUCGUUCAGCAGCAGCAGUUCUUCUAGUCAGGAAUAUUUGUAUCUUAUGCUGAACCCUUUUCAUUCAUCAUCAUGCAACUUUGUCAUCAGGACGUCCCCAAAUGGUUAUACAUGUUCUAUCACCUGGUUAUUAUAUAGUUGACGUACGAUAUCAUGUUAUGUUGUCAGUUGUAAUAUACGUCUUACCACACAUA